GUUUGAAUUUCAAAUCUCGAACGGCUCUUCGUCUCAGUACCAACACCACACUCCCCACUAAUCCCACAAAACAAAGCCAACCACGUCCCACGUUGGAGUCUGUUUUCUAAAAACACAGUCUUAGAUAGCCCAUUGAGGCACUGAGCUCUCUCUCUCUCUCUCUCUCUCUCUCUAGUUUUUCCAAAGAUUUGAGCUUCUGUUUUUGCUUCUUCUAAGAAGAAGAGGUUCUCACAAAAAUGGGUGCUUCAGGAAAAUGGGUGAAAUCCCUUAUAGGUUUCAAAAAACCCGACAAAGAUGACCAAGAAAAGCUGGGUGGGAAGAACAAGAAAUGGAAGCUAUGGAGGAAUUCGUCAGGGGAUUUUGGGUCUUCUUGGAAAGGAUUCAAAGGGAAUCACAGGGCUGCUUCUGAAGGGUCUGAUUCACCGAGAAGGGCUGAAGCCUACACUGCUGCAGUGGCUACAGUGGUUCGAGCUCAUCCUAGAGAUUUCAGAGUUGUCAGGCAAGAAUGGGCCGCUAUCAGAAUCCAAACCGCCUUCCGAGGCUUCCUGGCAAGAAGGGCUUUGAAGGCGUUGAGAGGAAUUGUGAGGCUUCAAGCUCUGGUUCGGGGAAGACAGGUGAGGAAGCAAGCGGCUGUAACACUGAGGUGCAUGCAAGCUCUCGUUCGAGUUCAGGCACGUGUCAGGGCUCGCCGCGUGCGAAUGUCCAUUGAAGGCCAAGCUGUGCAGAACAUGCUCAAUGAGCGCCGCACCCAAGCUGAUAUCUUAAAAGAAGCUGAGGAAGGGUGGUGUGAUAGCAAGGGAACAAUAGAUGAUGUUAAAGCAAAGAUUCAAAUGAGGCAAGAAGGAGCCUUUAAAAGGGAGAGAGCAAUCGCUUACUCUCUUGCUCAGAAGCAAUGGAGAUCAACGCCAGAUUCGAAUUCACGCAUCAAUUCUUCGGUGUACUCUCUCAAUAAGAACAAUGAAUUCGACAAGAAUAGCUGGGGUUGGAGUUGGUUAGAGCGCUGGAUGUCAGCUAAGCCAUGGGAGACUAGGUUGAUGGAACAAUCCAACAGUGACCCAUCUGAGAUCACACCUCUUCCAAAGAAAUGUCCAGAUCCUUUUGUUGGCAUUGGCAAACAUUCGAAAUCUUCAGAGCGACCAUGCUCAGUCAAAGUGAGAAGGAACAAUGUUACUACUAGGAUUUCUGCUAAGCCUCCCCACAUUGGGCAAGUGACUACUCGCUCAUCUUCAAGCCCGAGUUCAGAAUUUCAGUACGAUGACAGCCCUGGCUCAUCUUCACUUACAUCAACAACACCGGUUUCUGGAAACACCGGAUUGGCUUCGGAUAGAACAGAUGAGAGCAGUAACUUUAGGCCAAGUUAUAUGAACCUGACCGAGUCAACUAAGGCAAAGCAGAAAGCAGCAAGUUAUCAAUCUCACAGAACAAGGCAAUCCAUGGAUGAGUUUCAGUUUCUCAAGAGGUCUGGGGCUUUCUCUAAUGGGGAUUCCAAAAGUAGUGCUGGUUCUGAGCCUUCAUCAGUCAACUUCUCAAAGCCGCUUGGCAUGCCAACCCGCUUGGAUAAGAACUCUUUGAAACCAAGGUGAAAGGAGACACACUUGAUCAUGUGAUUAGCUGGACUUUGGUUGAGAAAGAUCAACGGCUUGUUGUUCCCUGUUCCCUAAAUGUGUAAGUUAGUGUGGUUGUGCUAGGAUAGUUUUUGUACCAGUAAAAGAUGAGUCCUUCAUAAUGGACCUUUGUGAUUUGAGGCUUCAUUUGUAAAAUAGUUGAUUUGUUGUUAUGACUUAUGAGAACACCGCUUCGUACUUA
Rosa chinensis is the source of this 1806-nucleotide messenger RNA. RefSeq names its product protein IQ-DOMAIN 1. The transcript is spliced from 5 exons. Gene Ontology annotation, molecular function: protein binding. Lineage: Eukaryota; Viridiplantae; Streptophyta; Magnoliopsida; Rosales; Rosaceae. The record is from RefSeq and is a predicted model, not a curated record. Bases 237 to 1583 code for a protein of 448 amino acids.